AUGCAUCUGCGCAUUAAUAUUAACCAGGGAUCUACUGCUGCAGCAGCAGAGGCGGAGAGAGAGGCAAGCGAGGCUCUCACUGUGGGGUCCCCCUCAUCGUCUAACUGCCACAUCUUGGCAACACCCGUACACCCGAUCCCUUCGGAUGAAGCAAUACUGGUUGCUUCCAAAGUCUCCGAAUGGGUUGGGGGCUGGCUGCUCUUUAGUCAGGCCGAGGCGACGAAUUUAAUAAUGCGAGGAGUAAACCUUGAACUCGUUUACCAGCAAAAGUCUGUAGGAAGCUGCCUCAAAGAAAACGAAGACGUGCUGCAGCAAAUGAUGCAGAGUGUUACAGAGGCCUCGACUACCUGCCGCCGUUUACUUAGGUGGCUAAGCGAAGGAUCGCGUGAAGCAGAAAAAUUAACCUUCUCAGUCGGUGAUAUCCUCGUCGUCGCUCAGCGCCCCAGAAAGGUGUUAGUGGCGUUUAGGGUCCUUGGCCGAAGUCGUUCGGUCUAUGGAUUGAUGAUUUGGGCGCUGGGAUUGCCGAGGCAAAGCGAAACCAGUGGAGGACCCAUGUGCAAUUUUUAUCGGAAGUCGACCCCGACGACGCCAUCAAAAUUUCUUUUCAGGGAGCGGAUGAUUGAAGCAGCAGCAGCAGCAGCAGCAGGUCAGCUGCAGCAGGAGCUGCAGCAGCAGCUGCAGCAGAAACAGCAGCAGCUGCAGAAGAAACAGCAGCAGCAGCAGCAGCAGCAGCAGCAACAGCAGCAGCAGUUUCAGGUGGAUAAGGCACCGUUGAAGUCUCCGCCCCCAUUGAGUAGAUAA
Molecule: messenger RNA, 801 nt
Organism: Eimeria acervulina
Lineage: Eukaryota; Apicomplexa; Conoidasida; Eucoccidiorida; Eimeriidae
Exons: 12
Coding region: 1-801 (266 amino acids)
Source: RefSeq, a predicted model, not a curated record